Molecule: messenger RNA, 541 nt
Organism: Achroia grisella
Lineage: Eukaryota; Metazoa; Arthropoda; Insecta; Lepidoptera; Pyralidae
Gene: CPH18
Product: cuticle protein 16.5-like
Exons: 2
Coding region: 85-444 (119 amino acids)
Source: RefSeq, a predicted model, not a curated record
GUUGCGUUACCCUGGAGACGACACAGUCCAUCGGAUUACUUAGUACACUAGACCAGUUGUGAGCAGUCACAAAAUCCAAGCAAAAUGAUCGCCAAAUUUGUUGUCAUUUUCGUUCUCGCCAUUACCACCACAAAAGCUAGUGUUAUCGCUGGAGCGCCGGCAGCACUUGUAGCACCAGCAGUUGCCCCAGCUGCAUACGUUGCCCCAUAUGCCAGUUCCUACUCAGCUCAUGCCGUUAACCAUGCUGUUGCUACGCCUGUCGUUGCUCCAGCCCCAUACGUAGCUGCCGCCCCUUAUGUUGCACCGGCCGCCCCGUACAUCGCCCCAGCCGCCCCAUAUGUCGCCCCAGUCGCCCCGUACGUCGCUCCAGCUGCCCCAUUAGUUGCCCCAGGUGCUCCAGUGGUGACAGCCGCUAAAUACCUCUCAUCUCCGUACUUUUUAUAAACAAAUUUGGUGAUAUCAUUGCCUAGUGACUUGCUCAAAAUUAUAUUGUAAUAUAAAAUAUAUUGUUGUUGACUGAGAUAUAAGUUAAAUUGUGAUA